Messenger RNA from Neofelis nebulosa (Clouded leopard), 2677 nucleotides. It is a transcript of the gene CHRNA2, whose product is annotated as cholinergic receptor nicotinic alpha 2 subunit. The transcript is spliced from 6 exons. Gene Ontology annotation, biological process: signal transduction; regulation of membrane potential; chemical synaptic transmission. Gene Ontology annotation, cellular component: neuron projection; synapse; postsynaptic membrane. The record is from RefSeq and is a predicted model, not a curated record. Bases 122 to 1678 code for a protein of 518 amino acids. NCBI's taxonomy places the organism in Eukaryota, Metazoa, Chordata, Mammalia, Carnivora, Felidae. Gene Ontology annotation, molecular function: transmembrane signaling receptor activity; acetylcholine-gated monoatomic cation-selective channel activity.
AUAGCGAGAAGGGCCGUGUGGCGUCCAGCAGAAGCUCUGCCGUGCCAGCAACUGGACUCUGUACUGGGGAAGCAGGUCUGAGCCUCAGCCCACAGCAAAGCCCUGGCCUGCCCUCCUUCUGAUGUCCAGGGGAAACCAGACCCCAUCCUCUGAAGCCAUGGGCCCUUCCCGCUCUGCAGUCCUGUCCGCGAUGAGGCUCGGUCUGUGGUGGCUCCUUCUGAGCCCAGCAGGGUCAGCACAGAGAGCCUCCCAUACCCAAGCCGAGGACCGACUCUUCAAACACCUCUUUAGGGGCUACAACCGCUGGGCACGGCCAGUGCCCAACACCUCAGACGUGGUGAUCGUGCGCUUUGGGCUGUCCAUUGCCCAGCUCAUCGAUGUGGAUGAGAAGAACCAAAUGAUGACCACCAACGUCUGGCUAAAGCAGGAGUGGAAUGAUUACAAGCUGCACUGGAACCCGGCCGAUUUCGGCAACAUCACAUCCCUCCGGGUCCCUUCUGAGAUGAUCUGGAUCCCUGACAUUGUCCUCUACAACAAUGCAGAUGGGGAGUUUGCGGUGACCCACAUGACCAAGGCUCACCUCUUCUCCACGGGCACUGUGCACUGGGUGCCCCCCGCCAUCUACAAGAGCUCCUGCAGCAUCGACGUCACCUUCUUCCCCUUCGACCAGCAGAACUGCAAGAUGAAGUUUGGCUCCUGGACGUACGACAAGGCCAAGAUCGACCUGGAGCAGACAGAGCAGACGGUGGACCUGAAGGACUACUGGGAGAGCGGCGAGUGGGCCAUCAUCAAUGCCACGGGCACCUACAACACCAAGAAGUACGACUGCUGCGCCGAGAUCUACCCCGACGUCACCUACUACUUCGUCAUCCGGCGCCUGCCCCUCUUCUACACCAUCAACCUCAUCAUCCCCUGCCUGCUCAUCUCCUGCCUCACGGUGCUUGUCUUCUACCUGCCCUCCGACUGUGGCGAGAAGAUCACGCUCUGCAUCUCCGUGCUGCUCUCGCUCACCGUCUUCCUCCUGCUCAUCACGGACAUCAUCCCCUCCACCUCCCUGGUCAUCCCGCUCAUCGGCGAGUACCUGCUCUUCACCAUGAUCUUCGUCACGCUCUCCAUCGUCAUCACGGUCUUUGUACUAAAUGUCCACCACCGCUCCCCCCGCACCCACACUAUGCCCCACUGGGUGCGGGUGGCCUUUCUGGGCUGUGUGCCCCGGUGGCUUCUGAUGAACCGGCCUGUGCCCCCCCUGGAGCCCCGUGACCCCCCAGAUCUGAAGCCCAGCUCCUCUCAUUACUGGCUGGAGACCAACGUGGAUGCGGAGGAGAGAGAGGAGGAAAAGGAGGAGGAAGACAGAUGGGGGUGGGCAGCUCCCUUAUCCCCCUCCAUGGGUGUCCUCCGUGCCCAUGGUGGUCUACAUCAGGGGGCCUCAGGGCCCAGGGUGGAGGUCCAGUUGCAGCAGGGCGGGCUUCUGCUGUCACCUCGCAUACAGAAGGCACUUGAAGGUGUGCACUAUAUUGCUGAUCACCUGAGAUCUGAGGAUGCUGACUCUUCGGUGAAGGAAGACUGGAAGUAUGUGGCCAUGGUCAUUGAUAGGAUAUUCCUCUGGUUGUUUAUCAUCGUCUGCUUCCUGGGGACCAUUGGACUCUUUCUCCCUCCAUUCCUGGCUGGAAUGAUCUGAUUUCCUGUUCCUUGUUUUGGCCCAAAGGCAGCACUGCUUGACCAUCUUUAACCGCUGUCCCCUCUAGAGAACACCUUUGGGGUCAACACCAUCUGCCUGCAGGUGCCUCUCUGUGGAGUCCCUACACUGGCCUAAUCAUCAAAGACUCCUUGGGUCAAUUCACUUGACGUUACUGUAUUAUAUGCUGAGAAUCUGCUGGGCACAGAGCCCUGCUUUGGAUGCUGACGAGCUAGGAAAUAAGGAACUUGCUUUGAAGAAGAUUACAAUAUGGUGGUGACGGUGUGAAGCCACAUAAGAUUCUCUUCUCUGGCAGGGGCCAGGAAGACACUAACAGGAGGUCCAAGCGGAGUAAUCCAGUGGGGAGAGGCACAGACCUCAAAGGAUGGGUGCAUGGGGAAGAGGGGAGAGGGUGCUUCUGGGGGUGGAAAGGCUGUGAACAGCACUUUGGAUUCAGGAAUGAGCACGAAGUGUCUAGGAGAACAGGCAGGCUGAGAUGGGGCUCCGGGGUGGGAGCAGUGGGAGGAGGUUGGAAAGGCAGGUUAGGGUGUCUUUGAACCAUGUAGAAAAACAAGUUCACAGUCUGAUCCUGCAGGUCUAACAGUAGGAUGGUAAAGACUCUUCUGGAAGGAGAGAAAGGGGGAAGUGGGGCCACAGGUGGCGGUAUAGGUUAGGGCCUCUAGGUGGUGGAGGGAUGUGUGGUUGGAUGCAGGUAGCUGGGCCAUCCCACCUUCCUGGAAGCUCAUUGGAACCCCUGGCUUCUCCUCACCUUUAGCCACACCCCCUGCUACAAACUGGCUCAGCACCAGCGGCCCCAAGACGUUUGGCAGUGCUGAGAGUCCCUGUCUUUGGGGGUGCCAUCUGGCCUUGAAUGCAUAUUAACAAACCAGGAAGCUAUCCUGAGCCAUUCUUGACUAACUCAAGCUCGCAGCUUGCUCCCCCCACCCCUCUACAGGGCACGUGGUGCUCGGCGCUCGGGACCUUCGCUCCCAGUGACUGACG